Molecule: messenger RNA, 423 nt
Organism: Ostertagia ostertagi
Lineage: Eukaryota; Metazoa; Nematoda; Chromadorea; Rhabditida; Trichostrongylidae
Source: the annotation of a GenBank genome assembly
AUGGUUGUCUGUGGGCGCAGCAUCGAGGUAGAAGUACCGGUAGAUGUUAUGCCGCCACCUCAAGACUCGGACCUUAAAGAUGCGAAAAGCUCACAUCUCCGCUCCAAAGCAACAAUCAAUCGUUUGAGAAUGUAUAAGAGCUUCAAGCCUAUACGAGACAAAGACGGGACGAUCCUUAAGCAGCUCGGCUCCAAAGCAUGGCGGUUAAAAUCUGGCGCUGUCGCACGAGUUGAACCAAACAGAAAAUGGUUUGGAAACACCAGAAUUGUCGGACAGGACCAGUUACAGAAGUUCCAAGAAAAUUUGGGAAAAGUUAUGCGAGAUCCUUUCCAGGUAGUAAUGAAACAAACAAAACUUCCCAUCAGUCUGCUACAGGAAAAGGCCAAGCAACAGCGUGUUCACGUAACUGAUACGGAGUCUUGA